Molecule: messenger RNA, 2785 nt
Organism: Esox lucius (northern pike)
Lineage: Eukaryota; Metazoa; Chordata; Actinopteri; Esociformes; Esocidae
Gene: gtse1
Product: G-2 and S-phase expressed 1
Exons: 12
Coding region: 237-2498 (753 amino acids)
Cellular component (GO): cytoplasmic microtubule; microtubule cytoskeleton
Molecular function (GO): microtubule binding
Source: RefSeq, a predicted model, not a curated record
CUGCGUGUUACGUAUACAGGAACUUGUUUGUUCACGAAAUUUGAAAUAUCCUCUCUGCCGUGUUUUUUUUUGUCCGAUUUUUAACUGAGUGACACUAAUUCAACAGACGCGCUAACUAGCUAUAACUAAAGGCAAAUAGUUAUUUUACUAUUUAUUUAUACCAAACGGUCCACAAACCUGUUACUACACCUGCGCUCUGGAGCCUAGCAACUGUGUCCUGCUGCGGGGAGAAUAGUAUGGAUUCCCAUGCUAACAGCGGAUUCUUUUCAUUGGCUGAAGAGCAGUUUGAUUUUGACGUUUCACUGUCACCUGCCAGCUCAAGAGAAGAUGAUGAUGAUGAUGAGGUCUUUGUGGGUCCGGUCCGUCACAAGGAGAGGUGUAUUUCAGUUGGUCUGGAGACCGUUGUCAAUGAAUAUGGAAGUAGUGGACCUCCAGUCAUCGAGGAACCGAGCUGGAGCCCUUUGCCUGGGGAAAAGUUUGAGGAAAUCUGCAAGGAAGCCCAUCUACUAGCCAGUCAACUAGAAGUCAGCAAGCCACAAUGCACCUCCAGGGAAGUCAAUGGUCCACUCACAGUGGUUAAAGAUGACUUUGUUCAGGACGCUAAGGCCAAAUUGGGCCUUUUGAACAAGCCAGUUAAGGCUGUGAUCACCCCUAUUAAACGGGAGACUUUCUGUGUCCAGGACAGUCCGCUGAAGCAGCUCCCUCCCGCUAUACAGCAGCGGCUUAUAAAGGCAGGCAGGGCUUCUAGCUCCACUAAGGGACGUGUUAGCACCUCCAGCCCUAUGAGAGCAGGGACUACGAGUCAGCCCAGGAUCGUGCUCAGAGGAAGGGCUGGACUGGCCUGUGACACCGGGGUGCUCCCUAGCAAACCGCGGCCUGCACCCAGAGGGGCAACAGCCACUGCUGCUCUGCAUAUUGCCCAGACCAGAGCAGCGCCUGCCGAGAGGACCGCCAUGCUGCCGCCUUCAAACAAAGGUAACUCGGGGCUGAGGCGCAGCCCGGGCAGUCGUAGCUCCAGCAGAGCCGCGUCUACUGAGGAGCUCUUUUCGGACACAGCCAGUGUGGCCUCCGACGUCAGCGACUCCUCCCUCGACUCCAGUCUGCAGGGAAGGAGGACCCUCCUACCCGCUGGGAAGAGUGGGAUGCGGGCUCCGUCGGCGACCAAAGCCCCCGAGCCUCAGAACCGGAGAGUCUCGGACCGGAGGAGGAACACGUCUUCAUCCUCUUCCUCUGUGUCCAGCUUCAACUCCAGCAUUUCUGUGUCGCCCGCGGGGAAAGGUAAAGUCAACACGUCCCUCAACUCCAGCAUGACUGGCCCUCACGGCCGCCUGGCCCCUGGGGUCAGCCGACUGCCCAACCCUACUGGGAGUGCCUCUAAGAGCAGAUCCGUCCUCAUGGCCCGGGGUGCUGAGCCGCCCUCAACAGCAGGAGCGCGGCGCUCCAUCUCAGUCCAGGGAAGGAAGCAGUCUGAGCCGAACCGCUCUAAGCCAGUUCGGGCCACCCCUUUGAAGAAAGCCGAACCGGCGUCCACAGCCACCCCCUUACAACAGACCCCAGCCAAGAAGAACAUGGGGAGAACGUCCUCUGUGCCUAACAUAUCCACCUCAUCUCUAGCGAAGGUUGAGCGUGUCCGGGGCAACCCCAGACUCAAGGGGCUCAUUGCACCAACCCCUGCAAGUCAGUUGAAGAGGAGGUCGGAAGUUUUUUCAUCCUCUGAUGCCCCUCGGAUCAUGAAUCCUAAAAGGUUGAUGUCUGCAUGCAGUGUGGAAAGUCCCAACAAACCAGCGCUUCCAUUUCCGGAGCCACUCCGGACGCCCUCUGCUGGCGGGAACAAGGCUCUGCAGCCGAAGCUUAGACCCCCCUCUGCUUUACCUACCCCUGUGAACCGGAGGAUCUCCGGUAUCCCCAUGCUUACCCCAAAGAGCAUCUCACAUCUAGGCCGGACCUCCCUUAGUACUGCCAACCUACCAGCCUCCACCCGAAGAGCCAUCUACCGGAGUCCGGCCCAGGUGAAGGGAAACCUCCAGGAGGAGGUGGUGGCAGCCCCAGAAGAGGGGACCAUCCAGCCCUUCUGUCUGGAAGAGGGACCAGAAGUGGGGCCCGCCAACACAGACCUUCCAGAGGAGCCGGAGGUGAGUCAGAGUGUCCCAGAACCCAGAUUCAAGGACCAGGAGCCUCCUGCCACCACCGUGGACAAGCCCCACCCUGAGCCACAGGAAGAGUCCAUAAAGCUCCAGAGCGUUGAGCCCCCUCAAGGCAGUGGGAUGAAGGCACAUGACUUUAAUGAGGUUAUGCUGGUCGAUGCCCCGGUUCCUGUGUUGAGGCCUACGGAGAAGCUCCUAAUUGAUCUUACCAACACUCCUGACCUAAUCAGAACCGUCUCUGUGAAGUCCUCUGGUGGUCAGUUGAUAGACCUGAGCUCUCCACUCAUCAAAUGGAGUCCAGAAGACAAAAAAGAACAAUCAAAUGAUGCACCCCUGAUUAACUUGUCCUUUUAAUGAAAUGUAUCACAAUAUACCUACAUUUGAGCAUUUUCUGGAAAUGUAUAUUGAUUGAAAAAGCCGACUGCUGAAAGGUGUUGAUCCACCACGCACUAUUAACAUUUACGCUAAAUGAUAAAACUAGGUGUUUAUGAUCAUGUUUUAGUCAAGACUAUGAAUCAAUAUUUUCACCAAUCUUAUUUCUUUCUAAGAUGGGUACUGUUAAAUGUAUUUUGUUUGUUACUGUCUUGCUGCUCUUUGUAACUGAUCUUAAAUAUGAAAAAUAAAUGCUCUUAAUUUAGUGA